Molecule: messenger RNA, 4382 nt
Organism: Chinchilla lanigera (long-tailed chinchilla)
Lineage: Eukaryota; Metazoa; Chordata; Mammalia; Rodentia; Chinchillidae
Gene: Natd1
Product: N-acetyltransferase domain containing 1
Source: RefSeq, a predicted model, not a curated record
GGUGCCACGACCGAGCUGUCCUGCUGUACGAGUACGUGGGCAAGCGAAUCGUGGACCUGCAGCACACAGAGGUCCCUGACGCCUACCGUGGCCGCGGCAUUGCCAAGCACCUUGCCAAGGCUGCCCUGGACUUCGUAGUGGAGGAGGAUCUGAAGGCCCAUCUCACCUGCUGGUACAUCCAGAAGUACGUCAAGGAGAACCCGCUGCCGCAGUACCUGGAGCGCCUGCAGCCGUGACCGCCGGCGAGGCCCUGUGGCCCUCCCUCCAUGCGGACUCCCAGGCCGCGCGCGCUCAGGACCCUGCUCCCGCCCUGGGAACAGGCUCAGAGUUAUUUUUGUAAGGAUGCCCACCCAGCCGAGGGCCAGGUCCUGAAGGCGGCUGCCUGAGGCUGGGUGCUGCAGUGGCUGAGAGGAGGAAGGCCAGGUGGCCGCGGUCCCCACAGCCCCUCCUGCAGAGACGCUCCAGCCUGCACAGAGCUUCUGUGGGCACCGCAAGGGGGCCUGGGGCCCACUGGAUCCCUGCUCUGCGGUCAGCGGGAGGCCGGCAUGGGACCCCUGCCACCAUCUAGAGCGCAGUCCCUCCUGCAGAGGAGGAGGGUGCUCCCCAGAGCUGAGAGGGGCAACAAGAGACUUGAUGUGCCAACUUCCCCGGGUGGUCGUGCCAAGCCUCCGCUGCCACUAGCACUGCCCCCUUCUCUUGCUCAGACUUCAGUGCCCUGGCACAGGUGGUGGAGCCACAGUACGGGGCAGCGUCCCUGGUACGAGAGCGCGGGGUGGUGGGUGGAACUCCGGCCCAGGCUUCACUGCACGUGUGCUCACACCAACACGUGUGCCCGGGACGUGGGUGGGGACAGGCUGGGCCAGUGGGUAUCUUCCUCCGCUUGGUACCCUCAUCUUCCAUCCACUCUGCAGGAAAACGAGGUCUCCCAUGCCCUGGCCUGAGCGGGGCUACCCAACCCCCAUCUGCCAGACCUGGGACGCCCGAGUGAGUGCAGCCUGACAAGCAUCACAGGGUCCCGGCCCUGCGUGGCCUUCCGGCCACCACCUGUCUGGGCUUUCCAAGAGGGCUGACCUUGGAACUGGGGGAGGAGGGAGGCAUGUUGCCCCCAGCAAGCACCGUCGUCACCCACGGGGCAGGGGCCUUUCAGCCCAAGGGAUUUCCUUGCUGCCACCCGUCCCCAGAGUGUUCUCUUUUGUGGCCAGCCGUGGGCAGGCCUGUCCCAAGUCCCAGGGCCCCUCCCAUACCAGCUUUCCUGGCAACGCCCUGGGGAGGCUCACUGAAUAUACCUUGGCCCCAGGGUACCCACCUCUUGGGGGACUGGCUAGGGCUUAUCUUCUGGACCUCUUUUCCUCGUUGCCCACAAAGGUCAGAUCCAGUUCUCAGGAGAGCUGGGGGGUGACCUAGGAGUCACCUAGGGUCGAGGUGUUAGUCAACAAGGCCCCUCCCAGGGAUCUGGGGGUCUCGGGUGGGCUCAGGGUGCCCCAGCAAGAGGCUGAUAGGCCCCCCACCCCGCCCUCCUGCAGUACCCAACCCCAGGCGGGUGGGUGCUGGGGAGUGCCCGUCACGACUCCUCUGGUGCUGGCCUCGCCUGUGGGUGUCCUCCACCCCUCCCUGCCCCAGUCUUGGCACAGACGCCUCCAGCUCCCCCAGCCGCAGCAGCUCAGGGCCCAUCCCAGUCGCACGUGCUCAGACGGCUUCUCGCCUUUGCCAGGGGUGUUGGCAUCUGCACACACGAGACAGCCUGGCAGCCUGCUUUGCUGCCCCCGAGUCCGCUGCCCUCGUCCCCCACCGCUGUGAACCCUGGGCUGCGCUAGCAGCAGCCGCUGCCCUUAGCACUUACUCUUCCUAUACUGUGGGCCCAGGAGAGCCUGGUGCCCCUACCCCUUGCACCAUCCUUACCUCUGCCAAGUACUCUUAAGGACCAGAGAACCCUGGGCCUCCGGGGAGAACUUGCCAGAAGGAGAGAUGUCCUCUGAGGCGCCAUUCCUUGUAGGCCCCUGGGCAGCCGCGUGGGCUGGCCAAGGUCUGCACCUUCCCCGCUGCCUUGGGCCGCAUGGGUUGGGGGCCUCAUCCUCCCCUCCCUAAGGGUACCUCUCCCAAGUUCCCUCGCAGGCUGUCCUGCCCGUAGGAUGCUGUGGCCUAGGGGCCCCAGCGUGCCCACAGGAGGGUCCUCUCAGGGUGGCCCAGGGACCCGUGUCCAGAGGCAGCAGCCGGCCCUGCUCUUCCUGCCCCGAGCUGAGAUCCCACACGCCCAACAGCAGGGGCCUUUCUGUGAGGGCUGUGAGCCCACCAAACAGUACUUGAACAAGGAGGCUGGGGUAGUGGAAGCCCUGGAGGACUGGCCCAGGAGAAACAGCUGGGGCUUCCUUGGUGGGCUUGUCGCAUGUCCCCGCAGGGUGACACAAGCAUCCUUGGCGCCUCAGGCUGCCUUAAAGUACCACUGACCCCACCCUGGGGGCUCAGCAGCGCUGUGCCAGACCCCGAGGUUCCCCAUGGGGCGUGGUGACCCAGCAAUAACCACAUGGCCCACCUGGAGCCGCAGCCCAGUUCAGCCCCUCCGGUGCUCCCCCAUCCGUCCAGUUCCCGCCUCACCUUAUCCCUUUCCCGAGUCCUAGGAGCUGGCUGCAGGGGUCCUGGGUGCAGCCAGGGGCACGGGGACUCCUGCCCCACCACACCAGCAGCUUGCCGCAGGGUUUGUGCUCCCCUGGGGUUUUUUCUCCGUCUGCGAGGCAGUAACGCAUGUGCCUUUUCCACUCAGGACCUGCGCCAGUGGUGUUGGGGCCAAUGGCAGGCUAGACCUCCUUUGUCAUUUUGCAGGCUUCCAAACCUCACGAGACACUCAGUGCAAGGCAAGGGCCUGCAGGGCUCCUCCCAGGGCCUGUGCUUGGUCCCGUGAUGGAUGGAUGGGUUGCCAGUCUUAACUGAGGAGCCUGGGCAGCAUGGGGGCAGGGGCACCCUAGGGUGAGAAAGGGCAAAGACAGGCUGUGCAGGUGCCCUGCUCUGGGUUUUUUUGGGAGGGGGGAGUGGUACAGAGAACCCUGGGCCUCCAGGAAUAAAAUUGCCGGCAGGAGGUAUCAGCUGGGGUGCUCCAUCCUUGCACAGGUUGAGAAAAGCAGAUCUGGGGGUUGAACUCAGGAGCCCCUCUCAGUGAGCUGUAUCCCCAGCCCUUUUAACUUUUCGCUUUGAGAGAGAGUUUCACUAACUUCCUGAGGCUGGGCUUGAACAUGGAACCUUCCUGCCUCAGCCUCCCUUGGUGUUGGGAUUACACAGCCUCUUGUUUUUGAACAUCACUGCCUGCCUGGGGGAGCAACCCCAUUCUCCAGAAGAGGACAAGGCUCUAAGGGACCCAGCAUGUCAGUGGCAUCAGGAUUCCAUCCCCAGCCUGUGCCACGGUGCUGACUCCUCCAUCCUGGGCACCACGCCCUGGCCCUCCCCUCCCCCAGGUGUGCAGUCCAGCCCUGCUGUGUUGCCUGCGCAGCCCCGAGGUCCUGUCAGCCUUGUACAGGAGAGCUGUAUUUGGUCCUGCAAACUCUCGGGAGACUUCUGGACCAGAGCAGGGAGGUGAGGCUCGGACAUCAGGGAGCAGUGGUCAGGUUUCCAAAGCCCAAAACCACAGGAGUUGUGCACCGUGCCGAAGCCCGCAUCCCUGCUCCCUGGCUGCCAAGACGUGUCCAACUGAGUGGGGAUUUCUCCUCUUCCUUCCCGCUGCGGGGUUACGUGGCUGCCGCGGCAAGAGGGGAGGAGACAGCGGGUGCCACGCGCUUCGCAGUCAUAUGCCGUUGAUUGUCACGGUAGUCCUGAGAGGUACUAAUCACGGGCCUGUUGAGCAGAUGAGGAGGCUGAGGGUCUUGUGAGGGGGUUUCCCAUCUUUGGCCGCACAGCUAGCGGACACUGGCUCCAAGCCUCGUUCCUGCCCUCUAGAUGGUUCCAAGCCUGUGUGUGGUCUCGUCUACUUAGGUGACAGCCUGCAUCAGAAAGCAAUAAAACUUCCAGCGACUUCCUGCUCACUUGGAGGGCUGAGGUGGGCUCUGCUGAGCUGUCAGGUGUGGACUGCAGGAGGGUGCCUGGCCGGCACGUGCACGGCCAAAUCACAUGGGAAGCUGGGGUCGGAGCUGGAGCGUUCUUGGGGCGCCUGGCUGUGUACUCACACUGUCCUUCCUCAGUUCAGGAGUCUCAGACUCGUUGGCAUCCAUCCACACACCCUUCUGCUCUUCUCAGGGUCCCACUCCUUUCAGAUCAGUGCCCUAAAUUUCGUGUAAGAAAUCCGACAAGGCUGUGAAUUCAACUCAACUCUGCAACCUGCAGGAUCAAAUCUAGGGUUGUUUUCAGUUGUAUCCGUCCUAUGGCUACAAGGUAUUAAAGAUGCUUUUCUGGUUGUCAAA